Molecule: messenger RNA, 1910 nt
Organism: Entelurus aequoreus (snake pipefish)
Lineage: Eukaryota; Metazoa; Chordata; Actinopteri; Syngnathiformes; Syngnathidae
Gene: strap
Product: serine/threonine kinase receptor associated protein
Exons: 9
Coding region: 329-1318 (329 amino acids)
Biological process (GO): spliceosomal snRNP assembly
Cellular component (GO): SMN complex
Molecular function (GO): RNA binding; protein binding
Source: RefSeq, a predicted model, not a curated record
CCUUCUGUGACUGGAGGAACACCGGGUCGAUCACCCCCACAGCAGAUGGAUCACAUCGCACGUUGCUAGUUAGUUGCUAUUUUGUAGCUAUUAGCACGGUAGCCAUUCCUUUGCUGGGGAGGGAGACUCGCCGUUUAAAGUUAGACACAAAAAUUACGCCUUUCAUUUUCAUCUGUGUAUACCAAAACAGCAAAUUUGAGCUCCUGUACAACGGAUAUCGCCGAGCAAACUUAGAGCGUGUCUUUUCCAUUCGCCGUUAGCUUAGCCAGCUAGCUCGCAGCGUUAGUGCUACCCGAGUGAGGAGCGUCACCCGGCCGGCUGGAGGACCAUGGCGAUGAGACAAACCCCACUCACCUGCUCUGGUCACACCCGGCCUGUGGUGGACUUGGCCUUUAGUGGAAUCACCCCCUAUGGCUACUUCCUCAUUAGCGCCUGCAAAGAUGGCAAGCCCAUGUUGCGCCAGGGAGACACAGGAGACUGGAUUGGAACGUUUCUGGGUCACAAAGGCGCUGUCUGGGGAGCCACUCUGAACACAGACGCCACCAAAGCAGCCACUGCCGCAGCCGAUUUCUCUGCAAAAGUGUGGGAUGCAGUGAGUGGCGAUGAAGUCCUCACACUGGCACACAAACACAUUGUCAAGAGUGUCACCUUUACUCAGGACAGCACCUGCCUGUUGACUGGAGGCAACGACAAGCUUCUGCGGAUUUAUGACCUCAGUAGCCCUGAUGCAGCACCACAGGAGAUUGCCGGUCAUACUUCAGCCAUCAAAAAGUCCUUGUGGUCUAACAACGACAAACAGAUCAUCUCGGCUGCAGAUGAUAAAUCCAUACGACUCUGGGACAGGACCUCCAUGGAGGUGGUGAAGACGCUGGCCUUUGAUGCGUCCGUGAGUAGCAUGGAGUACAUGGCUGACGGGGAGAUCCUUGUUAUCACGUACGGCAAGACCAUCGCAUUCUACAAUGCUCUCAGCCUGGACCUGAUCAAGGCAGUGGAGGCUCCAGCUCCCAUCAACUCGGCGUCCCUCCAUCCAGAUAAGGACUUUUUUGUUGCUGGUGGCGAAGACUUCAAGCUCUAUAAAUUUGACUACAGCACCAAGGAAGAGCUGGAAUCCUACAAAGGUCACUUUGGUCCUGUGCACACUGUUCGCUUCAGCCCCGAUGGCGAGCUGUACGCCAGCGGCUCUGAGGACGGCACUCUUCGUCUGUGGCAGACCGCAGUGGGGAAAACCUAUGGCCUCUGGAAAUGCGUUCUUCCUGAGGACCUCGGAGCAGAGAACACUGAGCAGAUUUAUACCACGCCCCCUGAGAUAAAAGUCUAAAAAGAUGAAAAAUUAUUUGGAAAAUGCACACAGAGGUUGCAAAAAAACAAACAAAAAAAACAGAACGGUGGUCCAGGGUUGUGGGUUCAGGCCCCAGCAAGGAGCGGAGUCCAGAGCAUCUCCAUCUAUCAGGAACUGAUGUGGAUAUUAUGGCUGACUUGUCGGUCACAGACAUGUGUGCACACACACGGUUUAUGCAGGCAUGUGGACAAGGAGGACGACAGAGUAAAGCAGUAGAGCUUAUUGAUUGUUUUGUUCAUGGCUGCCUGCUUUCUCUCUGAUAAGCCGAGUUGUGUAUGUCUCCUUAAACAUUUGUCCUUUUAGUUGAUAUCAUAUUUCAGUAUUUCAUAACCAGCUAAAGACCUUUUUUGUUCUCAGUUCAUGGUCACAAUAUUGCUAACUUUGUGAGGAACUUUUGGCUUUAAGAGUUUGCAGUAGCUGCUCGCCUUAAGAGAAAAAAAAAGUUAAUUGUACAAGUAAAAGAAUGUUUUGUGACAAAAGUGGAAAGGGAAAGAAACAAAAUGUCACUUUUUCUUUGGGUUUGUUUAUGAUCCAUUGGUUAAAUAAAGAAAUACGUUUUAUUUCAAGGUAA